AUGGAUGCAGAUUCAAGUGUUGAUUCGUCAGGCGCAUCCGAGGAAAGAAAGGAAGAAGUGAACCGGGAUGUGACUCUUGGAGAGCAUCUGCGCCAUCUGAACCAGCCAAGUAUGAUCACUGAAGAGGACGAAGACUCAUUGGGCUCGACGGAUCUGUUUGAUGCUCCGAAGAGUGGUUUGGCUAAGUCCAAGCCCUUGCUCGCCGCCGCAAUUAAAGCUCGUGAGCAAGCUGACCAGCUGGAACGAGAGCAACAAACUAAACCGGGCAAAUUAGUCAACGAGUCCCAGUCCAAGGAACCAAGCAGGAAGUGGAGCAUUGAAGAAACAGUUUACGGAUUUCAUCUUCGCGACCUGAACCAACCUGUAGUGAUCACUGAAGAGGACGAAGACUCAUUGGGCUCGACGGAUCUGUUUGAUGCUCCGAAAAGUGUUUUGGCUAAGUCCAAGCCCCUACUCGCGGCCGCAAUCAAAGCUCGUGAGCAAGCUGACCAGCUGGAAUUGGAGGAACAAACGAAUCGCAAUGCGACUCUUGGAGAACAUUUGCAUGGCAUGAACCAACCCUCCACUAUCGCGGAGGAGGACGAAGACUCAUUGGGCUCGAUGGAUCUGUUCGAUGCUCCGAAGAGUGGAUUGGCAAACUCCAAGCCGUUGCUUGCCGCCGCAAUCAAAGCACGAGAACAAGCUGAUAAUUUUGAAAGAGCAGAACCAGCCAAACCAAUGACAACUGUGGAGGAAGACCAGGAGUCUAUUUUGGAAUCUGAUUCUUCAUCAAGUUCUGACUCCACUCCGACAACGUCUGAUUCUCCAGAAAAGGAUGCACAAGCAGCUGCAGGAGCAGACGUUUUUGAAGAUGCGAAUUUGAGUCCUUCUACUGAAACUACGCAAUUACUCCCCUUUAUCCAACUUGAACUUGCAAAUGUACCACAAAGUGCAUACCUGAUGGAUGCAGAUUCAAGUGUUGAUUCGUCAGGCGCAUCCGAGGAAAGAAAGGAAGAAGUGAACCGGGAUGUGACUCUUGGAGAGCAUCUGCGCCAUCUGAACCAGCCAAGUAUGAACACUGAAGAGGACGAAGACUCAUUGGGCUCGACGGAUCUGUUUGAUGCUCCGAAGAGUGGUUUGGCUAAGUCCAAGCCCUUGCUCGCCGCCGCAAUUAAAGCUCGUGAGCAAGCUGACCAGCUGGAACGAGAGCAACAAACUAAACCGGGCAAAUUAGUCAACGAGUCCCAGUCCAAGGAACCAAGCAGGAAGUGGAGCAUUGAAGAAACAGUUUACGGAUUUCAUCUUCGCGACCUGAACCAACCUGUAGUGAUCACUGAAGAGGACGAAGACUCAUUGGGCUCGAUGGAUCUGUUUGAUGCUCCGAAAAGUGGUUUGGCUAAGUCCAAGCCCUUGCUCGCGGCCGCAAUCAAAGCUCGUGAGCAAGCUGACCAGAAGGAAUUGGAGGAACAAACGAAUCGCAAUGCGACUCUUGGAGAACAUUUGCAUGGCAUGAACCAACCCUCCACUAUCGCGGAGGAGGACGAAGACUCAUUGGGCUCGAUGGAUCUGUUCGAUGCUCCGAAGAGUGGAUUGGCAAACUCCAAGCCGUUGCUUGCCGCCGCAAUCAAAGCACGAGAACAAGCUGAUAAUUUUGAAAGAGCAGAACCAGCCAAACCAAUGACAAUUGUGGAGGAAGACCAGGAGUCUAUUUUGGAAUCUGAUUCUUCAUCACGUUCUGACCCCACUUCGACAACGCCUAAUUCUCCAGAAAAGGAUGCACAAGCAGCUGCAGGAGCAGACCUUUUUGAAGAUGCGAAUUUGAGUCCUUCUGCUGAAACUACGAAAUUAUUCCCCUUUAUCCAACUUGAACUUGCAAAAGUACCACAAAGUGCAUACCUGAUGGAUGCAGAUUCAAGUGUUGAUUCGUCAGGCGCAUCCGGGGAAAGAAAGGAAGAAGUGAACCGGGAUGUGACUCUUGGAGAGCAUCUGCGCCAUCUGAACCAGCCAAGUAUGAUCACUGAAGAGGACGAAGACUCAUUGGGCUCGACGGAUCUGUUUGAUGCUCCGAAGAGUGGUUUGGCUAAGUCCAAGCCCUUGCUCGCCGCCGCAAUUAAAGCUCGUGAGCAAGCUGACCAGCUGGAACGAGAGCAACAAACUAAACCGGGCAAAUUAGUCAACGAGUCCCAGUCCAAGGAACCAAGCAGGAAGUGGAGCAUUGAAGAAACAGUUUACGGAUUUCAUCUUCGCGACCUGAACCAACCUGUAGUGAUCACUGAAGAGGACGAAGACUCAUUGGGCUCGAUGGAUCUGUUUGAUGCUCCGAAAAGUGGUUUGGCUAAGUCCAAGCCCUUGCUCGCGGCCGCAAUCAAAGCUCGUGAGCAAGCUGACCAGCUGGAAUUGGAGGAACAAACGAAUCGCAAUGCGACGCUUGGAGAACAUUUGCAUGGCAUGAACCAACCCUCCACUAUCGCGGAGGAGGACGAAGACUCACUGGGCUCGAUGGAUCUGUUCGAUGCUCCGAAGAGUGGAUUGGCAAACUCCAAGCCGUUGCUUGCCGCCGCAAUCAAAGCACGAGAACAAGCUGAUAAUUUUGAAAGAGCAGAACCAGCCAAACCAAUGACAAUUGUGGAGGAAGACCAGGAGUCUAUUUUGGAAUCUGAUUCUUCAUCAAGUUCUGACCCCACUUCGACAACGCCUAAUUCUCCAGAAAAGGAUGCACAAGCAGCUGCAGGAGCAGACGUUUUUGAAGAUGCGAAUUUGAGUCCUUCUGCUGAAACUACGCAACUACUCCCCCUUAUCCAACUUGAACUUGCAAACGUACCACAAAGUGCAUACCUGAUGGAUGCAGAUUCAAGUGUUGAUUCGUCAGGCGCAUCCGGGGAAAGAAAGGAAGAAGUGAACCGGGAUGUGACUCUUGGAGAGCAUCUGCGCCAUCUGAACCAGCCAAGUAUGAUCACUGAAGAGGACGAAGACUCAUUGGGCUCGACGGAUCUGUUUGAUGCUCCGAAGAGUGGUUUGGCUAAGUCCAAGCCCUUGCUCGCCGCCGCAAUUAAAGCUCGUGAGCAAGCUGACCAGCUGGAACGAGAGCAACAAACUAAACCGGGCAAAUUAGUCAACGAGUCCCAGUCCAAGGAACCAAGCAGGAAGUGGAGCAUUGAAGAAACAGUUUACGGAUUUCAUCUUCGCGACCUGAACCAACCUGUAGUGAUCACUGAAGAGGACGAAGACUCAUUGGGCUCGAUGGAUCUGUUUGAUGCUCCGAAAAGUGGUUUGGCUAAGUCCAAGCCCUUGCUCGCGGCCGCAAUCAAAGCUCGUGAGCAAGCUGACCAGCUGGAAUUGGAGGAACAAACGAAUCGCAAUGCGACGCUUGGAGAACAUUUGCAUGGCAUGAACCAACCCUCCACUAUCGCGGAGGAGGACGAAGACUCACUGGGCUCGAUGGAUCUGUUCGAUGCUCCGAAGAGUGGAUUGGCAAACUCCAAGCCGUUGCUUGCCGCCGCAAUCAAAGCACGAGAACAAGCUGAUAAUUUUGAAAGAGCAGAACCAGCCAAACCAAUGACAAUUGUGGAGGAAGACCAGGAGUCUAUUUUGGAAUCUGAUUCUUCAUCAAGUUCUGACUCCACUUCGACAACGUCUGAUUCUCCAGAAAAGGAUGCACAAGCAGCUGCAGGAGCAGACCUUUUUGAAGAUGCGAAUUUGAGUCCUUCUGCUGAAACUACGCAAUUACUCCCCUUUAUCCAACUUGAACUUGCAAACGUACCACAAAGUGCAUACCUAAUGGAUGCAGAUUCAAGUGUUGAUUCAUCAGGCGCAUCCGGGGAAAGAAAGGAAGAAGUGAACCGGGAUGUGACUCUUGGAGAGCAUCUGCGCCAUCUGAACCAGCCAAGUAUGAUCACUGAAGAGGACGAAGACUCAUUGGGCUCGACGGAUCUGUUUGAUGCUCCGAAGAGUGGUUUGGCUAAGUCCAAGCCCUUGCUCGCCGCCGCAAUUAAAGCUCGUGAGCAAGCUGACCAGCUGGAACGAGAGCAACAAACUAAACCGGGCAAAUUAGUCAACGAGUCCCAGUCCAAGGAACCAAGCAGGAAGUGGAGCAUUGAAGAAACAGUUUACGGAUUUCAUCUUCGCGACCUGAACCAACCUGUAGUGAUCACUGAAGAGGACGAAGACUCAUUGGGCUCGAUGGAUCUGUUUGAUGCUCCGAAAAGUGGUUUGGCUAAGUCCAAGCCCCUACUCGCGGCCGCAAUCAAAGCUCGUGAGCAAGCUGACCAGCUGGAAUUGGAGGAACAAACGAAUCGCAAUGCGACUCUUGGAGAACAUUUGCAUGGCAUGAACCAACCCUCCACUAUCGCGGAGGAGGACGAAGACUCAUUGGGCUCGAUGGAUCUGUUCGAUGCUCCGAAGAGUGGAUUGGCAAAGUCCAAGCCGUUGCUUGCCGCCGCAAUCAAAGCUCGCAAGCAAUCUGACCAGCUGGAAUUGGAAGAACAAACGAAACGCAAUGUGACGCUUAGAGACCAUUUGCAUGGCAUGAACCAACCCUUUACUAUCGCGGAGAAGGACGAAGAUUCUCUGGGAUCAGCAGACCUUUCCGAUUCUUUGAAGAGUGGAUUGGCAAUGUCCAAGCCCUUGCUUGCUGUCGCAGUCAAAGAUCGUGAGCAAGCUGACCAGCUUGAAUUGGAAGGAGAGACGCAGCCAACUGGGAAUUUUGGAGUGCAUUUGGACCGUUUUAACCAGCCCACUACAGUUGUUGAGGACGAGGAGGAGUCUUUAGGGUCUAAUGUUCUGUUUGAUCCUCCCAAAAGCGCUUUGACGAACUCAAAACCUUUGCUUGCAGCUGCAAUUAAGGCAAGAGAACAACUUGAUGAUCAACCUGGCGAAAUACAAAUCAAGAUCGUUAGUAUUGACGAGCAGAAGUCGUCUGAUAGUGCCAAGAAGAUCACAAAUCCCAUCGAAGGCGAAGGUAAAGACUUGAGCGAAUCUUCAUUGGAGAAGAACACCAGUGGGAAUUCAGGCCUCGAUUCUGCGGAAUAUCUUUCUACUGUAGUGAACACAGUACCCAAUGGACGAAAUGACGGAAGUUCUCUGGACGACUCUAGUCUUUCUACAGGUGAGCUGGAUGAGCUGGAAUAUCUCUUUCAAGUAAUGGAAGAAGGAGACGAAUACGAUAAAAAGCGGCUCUAUGAUUUGGACUUAAUUGCGAAGAGUGAAGCCGGAAUGGAGUUGGACCAAGAUGAAAAGAUGGAUCUUGCCAUUAUCAUGCAGAAUCGUCGAAAGGAACGAGCGUACCGAAACGAAUUUCGGGUUUUGCUUGACAAAAAGGAGAAGGGGAAGGAAGUGGACGAAAGUCGGCUUCUAUUUCUCGAAUUAUUCGCUCGCCGUCAUUUGGGGGAAAGCCUAUCAGAAGAUGAACUUGGCUAUUUGAUGGCAGUGGAGGAGGAAGCUAUGCUGUUAGAGAACUAG
Messenger RNA from Cylindrotheca closterium, 5436 nucleotides. NCBI's taxonomy places the organism in Eukaryota, Bacillariophyta, Bacillariophyceae, Bacillariales, Bacillariaceae. The record is from the annotation of a GenBank genome assembly.